AUACCAACGGCUGCUCGAAGCACCAUCACGUGCCCGACAAGCAUUCUAACCACUUCGAAACGAAAGAAAGUUUCGCUUUAAAGAAGCUCUAAAACGAGCUAAAGUUUCGUUUUAAAGGCGCUUUACAACGAAACGUUCUUCAUAUCAUGAUGUAAGGCAAAUAUUUUACAUUGCGAUUUGAUUACGCCAGUCUGCAGGCUUUUCCGUGACGACACAAAACUAACCUGAGCCAUCGAAGAAGGCGAACUGAGGCGAUGGCGGAGUAUUGUCAGGUGACUGGCAACUCUGGUUUGGGAGGUGCUUUUCCGCAGCUGGUAAUUUGAUUCUUGUUCAGAAGAUCUUAAAAUAUCCUCUUUGAAAGGCUUCCAGCUAUCACGUGGCGUAAAAGGAGAAAUUUCCAGGCUGGUGCUCCGAGCAGAAUCCUACACUGCAGAAAUCAGGCUUCUUCAGUGUUUCUUCAGCUUGUUCUGGACUUUAAAAGGCUGUUUACAAUAGACUGGUGGGGGGUUAAGCAGUGAAUCUUCGAGUCUACUGUUUUCUUUUCUCUUUUGUUUUGAACCAUGAUGCCUUUUCUUUUGCCGGCCCACCCCUAGCACCUUGCAGUGAAUGGAGAACAUACUGGUUCUGCUUCCGAAGCACCGACAGGAACACAGGCUCUGCAGAAGCACGGCUGCAUGUGCCUUGCUGGACAUCUUUACCAAUAGAUCGAUUUUCUCAAAAUCUUUAGUAACCACCCAUAGUCCUUGUUAGCCUAUUUAAUGGGAUAAAUCAACUUGACAGAUCAGGUGCAAAACCAGAUCAAGCAAUAAGUUCCAGUCUGACUUUCCCCCAAAUAUUGGCCUAAGACACGCUAACAUUUUCUUACUGAGUGCACUGUCUGUCUAAGGCCUCCGCAUGGUACUUUGGUCAAAAGAACAAGAUAAACUCCCUGACAUCGAGAUGUCCUCGGGGGACAUUGAGAUGAAGAAGGAGGGAGGUCCCCUGACCCCAACCUUCCUCAAUUCUAACUGCUCUGUCCACCCGCUGAUCCUCACCAGAGGCCCAGAAGAGAUAAGCCCACAAACUGGAGGCGAGUUUGAGCUCACUGAGGUCACGUCUUUCACGGAAAGGAUCGGUGAGACUGGGGAAAACGAGGAGAGGUCAGAGAUCGUGGUGGCAUUAGACUGCCGGGCCAACGCCAAAGGUCAACGAGAGGAGGAUGCUCUCCUGGAGAACGCAAGCCAGAGCAACGAGAGCGACGACAACAGCAUCAAUCAGAGCCCUGAGCCACCAGCGCCACUCAAGGAGACCUCCAUUUCCAUCGGUCUUCAAGUGGUUUUUCCCUUUCUGCUGGCUGGCUUCGGAACGGUGGCAGCAGGAAUGUUGCUAGACAUUGUUCAACACUGGACGGUGUUCACAAAGGUGUCAGAAGUCUUCAUCCUUGUUCCUGCAUUGUUGGGGCUAAAAGGGAACUUAGAGAUGACGCUGGCCUCCAGGCUUUCAACAGCGGCUAAUAUUGGUCAGAUGGACACAGCCAAGGACAUGUGGAAGAUGAUUAUAGGGAACUUGGCCCUCAUCCAGGUCCAGGCCACAGUUGUGGGGUUCCUGGCUUCCAUAGCUGCUGUAAUCUUUGGCUGGCUCCCAGAGGGACAGUUCAAGCUGGGCCAUGCAGUGCUGCUGUGUGCCUCCAGCAUGGCCACGGCCUUCAUCGCAUCGCUGCUCCUGGGUCUUAUCAUGAUCGGCGUGAUUAUCGCGUCAAGAAAAGUCGGCAUCAACCCAGACAACGUGGCCACACCCAUCGCCGCUAGUCUCGGAGACCUGAUUACCUUGUCCCUGCUGGCAGGCAUCUCAACAGGGCUCUACAAGAAGCUAGAGUACAAUGACUACGCCAACCCGCUGGUGUGUGCGGUGUUUGUGGCGAUGUGUCCUUUGUGGGUCUUCAUAGCCAGGAAGAUCCCAGCUACCAGAGAAGUCCUCUAUUCAGGCUGGGAACCGGUCAUCAUCGCCAUGGCCAUCAGCAGUGUUGGAGGUCUGAUCCUUGACAAGACCGUUAGCGACCCAAACUUCUCUGGCAUGGCUGUUUUCACUCCAGUCAUCAACGGUGUAGGAGGCAACCUGGUGGCAGUUCAGGCCAGCCGGAUCUCUACAUAUCUCCACAUGAAUGGGCUCCCCCUGGGGGACCCCAACCUGGCACCCAGGAAGUGUCCCACACCCUGCUCUUCCUUUUUGGGCUCCACUGUGAACUGUCGGUCUGCCCGUGUUCUCUUCUUCCUGGUUGCCCCGGGUCACAUCAUCUUCCUCUACACCAUUAACUCCCUGAGAGGGGGUCACACCACCCUGACCCCCAUCUUCAUCACCUUCUACCUGGUAGCUGCUCUACUGCAGGUCGCAAUCCUCCUGUACCUGGCUGACUGGAUGGUUCACUGGAUGUGGGGCCGAGGCAUGGACCCCGACAACUUCUCCAUCCCGUACCUGACCGCUCUGGGUGACCUCCUGGGAACCGGCUUCCUCGCCCUCUGCUUCCACAUGCGUUGGUUCAUCGGGGACAGAGACUCCAAUUUAGGCAACUGAAUACAUGCAAACAUAACGCACAAAAAAACCUUAAAACUUACACAUACUGUAAGCUCGCAUGCAAAAAACACUUGAUGAACUUGAUGAACAUCACCCGUGUGCCUGAGUCUGACAGUGGACAUCUACAAUAAAAGGGCUGAUCUCCCGAAGGGCUCUGGGUGACGUGUUCUUGGCGGAAUCUCGCCCUCAGGAUAUCAGGACGCUGUUUUACUGUCGGCACAGCAGCAGCAUGUAAAUCCUGAGUCUUGCUGUCACCACGGAACACAGACCUCUUCAUCUCAACCCCCAACAUGCAAAAAAACAACAAAAAAAAAAACUCUGACCAAUGAUAGAUCCAGCCUCACAGGCUCCAACGCUACUUAAUCUUACCUAACACUUGAGUCCUACCACUUUUAUUAAUAGUCUUAUUGUUAACAAAUGAUGCUCUUGGUAUGAUUUGAUAUCUGUUUUAUGUGCACGGCAAGUCCUCAUUAUUUUCAAUGGGGACGUAAGCCCUUUUGUUUAAAAAAAAAAAAAGUAGCAAAAAAAAAAAAAGAGCACAAAAAUCCCACACAUCCAAACAAGCCUAGAACGAAUACUUAAUCUCCAAGUGCUGUUGAAUUAACUCUGAAGUCAUGUCUUGUGUUUUUGGUUAAAUGCAUUUUUUCUUCUUUGUUGUUAUGCUUCAUUACAGUAGCAAACGAGGCUCUGGUUUUACUUCAGGGGACUGGACCUAAAUUCUUUUUUAGCGCAGAUUCCAGGUCUUGGUUUGAAGAUGCACUCCCAGUGUUUGCUGUCCCUCCUAAAUUAUGUCAAAACUUAACAGACUGGAAGAUAGUCCGUCAAGGUUUUGCUCAUUCAGUGCAGUGAGAAUUAUUUUCACCUUUUUCCUAAUAAUAUGGAACGUGCACGUGCAACAUCCUUAGAGUCCACCAGGAGCACUGGUUUAUCUUUAACCCCUUUAAGAUUCACUGUUGUAAAAUUUGCCUUAAUGUGCCUGUUGAUGCAUAUUUCACUCACACCAAGGAUCACUUUGAAAGCACUUUGCUGCCAUUUAGCAUUCAGAUUUAUUCCCAAUUAUACCUAGUUUAGGCUUGUUUGCAUACUAAAUAUCUUUAGAAUACAAAUAUCUACUAAAUUUAGCACCUGCUUGACAGAAAACACACAAAGAGUUGGGGUUUUUUUUAUAUGAUAAUCGGUUCAGGCAGAAGCAGGUUAAAUAUUGGAACAGCACAUGUUUGGUGCCUGUAUUCAGAGAAAAAUCCAGCCUGAAAUAAAACAUGCAUAUGUUUUUGUUUGAGCACCUGAGAGUUUAGUGUGGAAUGUUUAAGGUCAGGGAAGAAGCUUUUUUUUAUUAGACUAGGUUCCUUGUUUGUUUUCUUGGCCAGGGAAAUCCUCCAAAACAAAGAAAACUCAAUACGAUACUAUGCAUAGCAGUUGAUUUCAGUGAUGGGCUCAAAGGUUCAAAGGUAGUUGGAUGGAAGCGUUUAACUGCCAGAGCUUGUAAAUAAAUUCAGUGGGAAUAUCUCCUUUAUAAAUGGGAAAAAGUUAUUGUUAUGACAAGAUCAAAACUCAUUAUGGCAAGGUUAAUAUCUCAUUAAACCCAAAAUAUCUUCUCUUUUAAAUGCGUAAUAAAGGUCAUAACAACACCUCUUUUAUAUAUCUGGAGGAAACAGCUAGAAGGAAAAUCAGUGAAGAUGCAAGCAAGCCUGACGCAUAACUCUUUCUAAAGCAACACUGUUUUAAAACUCCAGCUGUAAAAGUACAUUUUAGCUAAAAUGUUUAAACAAAAGCAAAUAGUUCAUUUCAGUUUAAAAUAAUCUAACUACAGUGAAACUGCCAUAUUUUUAUUUAAGGCUACUGUACCAUGAGGAUCUUGUACCAGCUUCUGGCUAGUUUAAAUGUUGGUUUUUGCCCUCUGUUUUUGAAUUCACAAAAUGAGCAACGUUUAAUUUUUUUCCUGUAGCUUUUGUUUAAAACACCAGCUGAUAAAAUGUCUACUCAUAGCUAGAUCCAUUUGCUCCAAUGAAAUUGCCUGAAAUAGCUUUACUGUGCUACGGGAACAAAGAGAGUCCAGCAACGAGCUAGCUAACAAAGCUCAUGUUGCUCUAUAGACUAUGAUAAUUCCUUCUGCUGCUAUAAAGCUCUUAGCAAUAUAAAAGAUGGGUUAUAGACUGUUAAAAGACUGCAAGACAUCUCUAACGUAACUCAUGGGACUCAUUGUAUUCUUAGCAACUGGUAGCUAGAAGUAAAUAAGGUAGCAGCUGAGUGUUAUAGUUUUUAGAAAACUUUUACCUCUUUCAAUAUUGUUUCUACUAAAGUGAUGUCACACUACACAACAUGCUAACACGAGGAUAUGUUAAAAAACGUAAUAACUCAGAACACCAAACUGGGGGACUUUUUUCAACAAUGCUAAGUCAUUAGCAUCAGCAACAACUCAUGUUGUCAAAAAUAAACUGUUUUUGAGAGAAUAUAAUAAACCUUGACACAUAAAAGAUACUGAUUAUUUAUAUAAAGAACUUAUAACAAGAAACCAGUGAUAGUGAAGUAACAUUUUAUUUAUUUAACUCAGUGAUACAGUUAAAUACAUAAAAGCUGAUUUUUUUUUUCUGUUCUAUUUGAACAGUGCCAUUUUUUUUUUUUUUUUUUUUUUUCUCGUGUAAAACGUAAAUAGGAUCUUCUAACAUUCACCUGUAUGGUAUGGGAUGAAUCUGAACUCUUGGAUGAAGUUUAUUUAAGGACAAGAAUCUUCACUAGUGUUUUCCUGUUCCACUUUAGCAUAUAUAUUCUUCUUCUUCCCACCAUCCUUCACAAACGGCCUAUCAUCAGAUCAGCUCUUCCUGUCUUUAAUGGCCUAUGGUUGUUAUCUAUUUGGACUGGCUUCCAAGUAGAAAUUAUGGCGGAGGAGAGAGUCAUGUAAUGUUUUACUUUUAAUUGUUUGUUGUUGUUUUUCUGAACGGGGCCAGCAAAAAGCACAAGCAGAGCACAUAGUGCGAAUGUGAAAAAAUUGAUUUUAAUUGUUAAAAAUCCUUUGCUUUGUGGUCUUAAAGAUGUUUUUUUUUUAUGUCAGGUGUUUGGAGCUUGGUUUUUUAUUUUUUUAUAUUCCAUUUCUAUGUCCUAAUCUUUUUAUCUCUCAAAGAUGAUUGUUUUGUGUUCUUAAAAGAAAUCGAGCAUACAACCACUUUAAACAAAGAGCAACCUUUUCUGUGCCAUCCGAAUGCAUCAAUGUACUGUAGUUAGCAAAUCCACCACCAGAUGGCACUGCAAGUCUUAACUUACAUAAAGAACUUGUUCUCCGUAUUCAAAUUGCCCACCCAGAGACAUAGCUGCCACUUUGCCUUUGGCUUUUCAUUCUUCCAUCUAUUUCUAUCUGUUUGUAUCCUUGACACUCUUUAUCAAACUGGUGCCAGCAUUUUUUCUCUUCUUCAAGUUGUGUAUACUUCUAUAAAAAGGCAAGAAAUGCUACAUCUAUUUAUUUUUUAGAAGCACACAAAGCAAAUUGUACAUACUAUAUUUAUUCUAUAUGUAAGGAUGUUUAUUUUGUCAUUUUCUUUUGGCUGAGUCCGUUUGUCAUCAAUGUUGUCAGAUUUCCUAUCUGCAAGUGGCCAUUGGCCAGCAUUUUGGUACUCAUUGUAAUAUGACAGCAGUGAGCUUAGUGACUAUCACAGUGCCUAAUAGGAGUCUUCACAUCAACAGAUUAUACACAGAAAUGUCCCUCCUGAAAUGAGGAACACAUCCGUCCAUGAAAUGAGACGGUCUUAAUCUGUCAGAGCCAAGCUCAACUUUUAGAGUAACCAAUCAGAAGUUAUGUAAGCCACAAAGUAGAGUUUGUUUAAUUAGAUUGGAUAAAUAAAUGAUGUACAGUGUGAUUACUGCAAUGUGUGAAUGUGAAAAUGACUGUGGCCACGGAUAGCAGAGGUGUGACCAUCGCUUUUUGUUCGUGUGGCACAGCAGACAUCUGGGAAACACUAGAAGUGAGCUUCCAAGAUAGAAAGUAGAUAUUGUUCCAAAAGCAAUCUAAUAACACUCACCACCCAGCUUCUGCUUUGUAUAACCAAAUGCUUUAAACUAUUGAGCCCUAACAAGGAAUCCCACUGACAGGCCGCCAGCAUCCUCAGCCAGAUCAAGCUGUUGAACCGUAAUGUCGUAAUGUCCACAUCACCGUAAUGUCCACUCUAUCCUACCUUUAGGGAAUACUGAUGUAGACAAAUGCAGUCUUGUAAUGUCUGACGUCUUUUACAUGUUUGUCUUCUAAAAAGCCCCCCUUCUGUGAGGCAGGAGGAAGGCUUUCUCUCUGCAGGACAUUGUAAUUUGCUGGAAAUAAAUAAAUGACUAUAUUAUUUCAUACAGUUGCUUUGUUUGCAUUGUUCUUUUGUCAAAUCCGGAUCAGUGAUGCCGACCAAAUGUCAGUGAUGCUGACAUUUGGUCGGCAUCACUGUGCUGACAUCAUAAUUAUUCUUGUUGGAGCAGACGGCACACUCUGUAUUUUCUCCAUUGUACUUUGUGAGAAAGCCAGGGAUUCUAUCAAACUCAUGAGAUGGGAUUAUUGAUGUUAUGUUAUGUGUGACAGCUUUAAAGCUGUUAGAGCAUACCGCUUUGAAGAGUUAAGUUGGUUUAUUCUUUUGACUGACCUUAGAUUUGUUUUAGCUGUAAUGAUCUGUAUGUAUGUAAAUGUUCUUUGGUACGGACCCUGGUACUUUUCAGGGUCCGUCUUGUAAAUCACUCAGGAUUUUAAAUACCUGCUAGUUGAUCAUGUUACUGUGUAAUGCUGAUGGUUGUAUAUCUGACCUAAAUAAAUCCACCUAAAAUUUC
This is a messenger RNA of Gambusia affinis (western mosquitofish), 7341 nucleotides long. RefSeq names its product solute carrier family 41 member 1 (gene slc41a1). Gene Ontology annotation, cellular component: plasma membrane. Gene Ontology annotation, molecular function: monoatomic cation transmembrane transporter activity. Gene Ontology annotation, biological process: monoatomic cation transport. The record is from RefSeq and is a predicted model, not a curated record. Lineage: Eukaryota; Metazoa; Chordata; Actinopteri; Cyprinodontiformes; Poeciliidae. The coding region runs from base 895 to 2550 and encodes 551 amino acids. The transcript has 11 exons.